Molecule: messenger RNA, 1413 nt
Organism: Paramecium pentaurelia
Lineage: Eukaryota; Ciliophora; Oligohymenophorea; Peniculida; Parameciidae
Source: the annotation of a GenBank genome assembly
AUGAAAAUUAUUCUAAUAAUCUCAAUAGUUUUAUAUCAAUACUUGUGUGCUGAUAAAUUGUUGUUUAUUUAAGCUAUAUGGAGACAUGGAUCAAGAACACCUGUUAAUUGCAAUUGGAAUUGCGAAUACUUUAUAGAAAAUGAUUUAUUGAAUGGUUACCUAACUCCUACAGGAAUUAGAUAACACUUUGCUUUAGGUCAAUGGAUGAGAAAGAGAUACAUAGUAGAUUAUCCAUUAUUAAGUGAUAUAUAUGAUGCAUCUUAAAUCGUUGUCUACUCAACUGAUGUUAAUCGAACAAUUAUGAGUGCCAUGAGUAAUUUAUAAGGGAUGUAUUCAAAUAAUGGGCCAAAUAUACCUCUUGUUUAAGAAAGUUAUUUAAUACCACCCAAUCCAGGAGCUAAAACUCCAACUGAUAUUGGUUAAUCAGCACUUUAAUAUAAUCUAUAAGUAUUACCUAUUCACAUGAAAGAAGCAAUAACUGAUGAAAGAUUAUUAUCAAUAUUGAUUUGUCCUAAAGGUUAUGAAAUGUUUGUGUAAAAUAUGCAAUCAAAUUUAACUAUGGCUGUGAGUGUUAAAGCUUAAGAUACUUUAAUAUAAUUUUGUAAUGAAAUGAAAAUAGAUCCACUUGAAUUCAAUAUAUUUACACUUACAGAAUAUAUGGAUACAUUUUAUUCAUGUAUUUAUAAUGAUUAUCCUAUGCCAAAUGAUCUUACAAAAGAAACAUAUCAAAAAGCUGAUUCUUUAUAUGCCCUCACUAUUGCCUUAUAGCUCUAUUAGACUAGACAGUAUUUUAUUUAUUUAUUAAGAUAGACAGAUAGAUAUCUUUUCUACACCAUUUUUUGAAUCUUUACUCUCUUAUUUUGAUUCUACAUUGACAUAAUAAUAGACAGAAAAUAAUUAAAAAUAUAUUAUUUAUUCAGCUCAUGAUAUAAAUGUGUAAUUAAUAGCUUCAGCUUUAAAUUUUACAUCAGCUGAAUGCAUGGCUUAAGUUUAUUUAGGACAAGAAGUCAAUAACAAAAAUUGUAUUUACACUUAUCCUGGUUUUGCUUCUAAUAUUAUUUGGGAAUUAUGGGAAGAUGAUGUGACUCAUGAUCAUUAUAUUAAAAUACUAUAUAAUGGCACUGAAAUGGAUGUUUGUAAUACAGAUUCAAAGAAAUGUUCUUAUAAAGUUUUUAAAUAAUUAAUUUAUAAUUAAAAGAGAGAUUAUUAAAAAGAAUGCGAAGUUCAGAUUGAUCCAAUUGUAUAUAAUUAUUUAAACUUUAAUUUUAGAUUGAACAGAAAGUUCCUAUAUGGAUGAUAACAUUAUUAAUCAUAUUUCUCGUCAUAGUCUUAGUAUUGUUUUUAUAUAUUUUAUAUCUUUGCAAAUAAUUAAGACAAAAAAAUAAGAUUAGUUUAAAUGAAGAUAGAAGUUGA